GUUAGAAGUAAGACAUAUCAUCGAAAAGGUGAUAUCUUACACACCUAUAUACACAUAACUUACUUAUACAAUAUUAUCGUUAGGAAAACGUACAUUAUAGCGCCCCUGUUGCAAGACUGUAAAUGUUAUAAAUGUAUAGUCACGGCUAUUAUGUUUAAAAUGACUUUUUAUCCAGUGUUACACACAUCUUCAAGGUCCGGUAUCAAAAAGUUUGCAGAUGACUACAGGAGAAGGAAACUGCGGAUCAGGAAGUGUCAACCACCAACACGCCCCCCGCUUACAAAAAGUUCAACAGAUGUCAGAGAACACAAGCUUGAAUACGUCAAAUACCCUGGAAUGUACAGAUACCGCAAGUAUAGGCAUGGAAGUAACCACCUUAGUUAACAAUCAAGAUACCGGAGAUAGUGACAAUGGGACGCGGUUACCCGAUCUGGUAGUCGAAACCAAAAUUUAUGAUGGAGAGCAAGUGCAAGAAGAAACAUACUUCUCAGUUGCUAUUCAAGUGUUCAUUCCUUUUUUAAUAGCUGGUUUUGGUAUGGUUUUUGCUGGUCUCGUUUUAGAUAAAAUUCAGCACUGGGCUGUGUUUGAAGAAAUCACAGAACUAGUAAUCCUAGUUCCUGCAUUAUUGGGUCUCAAAGGUAACUUAGAGAUGACUCUGGCUUCGAGAUUAUCAACACAAGCAAACCUUGGACAUAUGGAUACGACUAAACAGAAAAUAUACAUCAUUGUGGGAAAUCUUACAUUAAUCCAGUGUCAAGCGAUAGUGGUCGGAUUUCUGGGUGCUGUAGUAGCAAUAGUAAUGGGUGCUAUAAAAAGUAAUGAGGUGGAGUUGGACCAUGCUUAUCUUCUAUGUGCUAGUAGCUUAGUGACUGUAUCUAUAGCCAGUUUUGUGCUUGGACUUAUAACAGCUGGAGUGAUAGUAUUGUCCAGGCAUUGUCACAUCAACCCAGAUAAUGUAGCAACACCUAUAGCAGCUAGUUUGGGAGAUAUUACAUCUUUAGCUCUUUUAUCGUGGGUUUCUACGGUGCUUUACGAUUCAAUAGGCACCCAGGACUGGCUAGCUCCAGUGAUAAUAGCGGCUUACAUUCUUGCAAUACCCCUUUGGGUAUACAUAACAAAAAAGAACCUGCAAACCCGCGAUGUCUUGUACUACGGCUGGACACCGGUCAUGGGCGCCAUGUUGAUAAGCUCCAUGGGCGGCCUGAUCUUAGACUUCAUGGUAUCCAGAUUCGAAGGCAUUGCAGUCUUCCAGCCUGUCAUAAAUGGAGUUGGUGGAAACCUUGUUGCAGUACAAGCUAGUAGAAUAUCCACCGCAUUACAUAAGCAAGCAGAACUAGGAAUUUUGACAUCAGAAAACAACGCUGAUGAAGAUACUGUUAUUUUUAUUUCCCCAGUAGCUCUGUUUUGCGGCAAAACGAUGCAUGCUAGAACCACUAGGGUGCUUAUGACCAUGGUACUUCCUGGACAUCUCAUUUUUAUCUAUACAAUUGACUAUAUGAAAGAUGGAGAUACCUCACUUAGUACUUGGUUUGUUAUCGUAUAUCUGUAUGCAGCAGUAAUGCAAGUUGCUACUCUACUUUAUGUCGCUUAUAUUAUGAUUCAUUGGAUGUGGAAACGGAAAAUUGAUCCUGACAAUUCAGCCAUACCUUACUUGACCUCAAUUGGUGAUUUGUUGGGUAUAUCCCUGCUGGCUAUAGCCUUCCAGUUUCUUUACCUUAUUUCAGAUCGAGAUCCAGAUGUUGCAGAUGGAGAAUAGAGAAAAGUUGUUCAAUGGAGGUAUUCAAAACAUGGGUACACCAAUUUUUGUCAACACUUUCGAUUGAAUACCGAAAAACACGUUUUCUCAUUCUUUGUUGUCAAAUAAAGGUUUUCCCACAAAAAUUGGUGUACCCAUUUUAUGCGUCCAUGUUUUAAAUACCUCCUACAACUUGCACGAAUGACACCAGACUUUACAAUUAUUUCAGGGAAAUUUGCUAAAAUGAUUAGACUACUACUUUUGCGGACAAUAUUGGAUAUUUUUAAGCUUUCAAAAUUUGCUACCCCCGCUAUUCAAAAUUUCUUUAAACAAUUUGCUUGUGGCAAUUCCAAGAAAUUGUUUUUUUCGAUCCAGGCAAGAUUUCAAGGUUUUUUCAAUUAUCCUAGACAAAAAGGUUCAUAGCAACUUUUCUCUACGGUUGUCAGUUUCCGAGUUAAAGACUGAAAAACUAUUUUCAAUGCUUAAAAACUCUACUGAAAAAUAUUUUGCGGUUGCCAAAUCUUUAAAUUGAAGUUGAAACAUUCCCCAUCAAGACCCCAAAGAAUAUUUUGGGUUUAGUUUAAAUAAUUGUUGCUUAAUUGCUAAUAACGCGGUAUGGGCCACAUGCAAGUCCCUGCAAAAGGGUGCUUUUAUCAAUGCAAAAUACUUUUCAGGGUCUUGUAAAAGAAAACUUCGAAUAUUAAUUGAGACACUUGGCAACCUCAAAUAUAGUCAUUUUUAACAGUCUUUUGGUUUUUCAGAUAUUAAAUCGCUUCUGGCUCGAAAACAGUAAACUUUAGACAGCAGUUACUAAGGAUGUUUUUUGUUCAAAAUGAUCCAAAAAGCCUAAAAAAAAAUUUGUGCGAAAAAGUGUUUUGCAAUGUGAUGAAAAUUGUUUAACAAAAAAAAUAACAAAAGAGAACAUUGAAAAACAUCUCACACGCCUCGUCUAUAACGAAAUAGAAUUAUUUUUGAUUCAAGACACGGUGAAGCGACAUAGACGUAUGUAAAAAUUUGUUGUAAACAAAUGUGGUUACACUGUAACAAUUCUAUUGUUAAUAUUAGAGAGUUUUGGCAAUCGCAACAAAUACGUAAACGUAACGUUUUUCAACAUGCAAGUCGAUCUAUAUGUGAUAUACAUACAAUAGUGUGUUACACAUUGCGACAUCAGCAAAAUUUGAGUCCAACCGUAUAAAGUCGCCAAAACUAUCAAUUUAGACAAGAUCUAGCAUGUGAUAAAAGGUCUUUAUAAGGGCGGAUUUAAGGGGGCAAUGGGGGACACGCUCUAGAUCUUGGUGUAAAAGUUACCUUAGAGCUGAAUCGUGAGACGUAUCCCACCCCCCGUUCUUCAUUUGUCGCAAGGGCAUUUGCUCUCAGAAGCUAUGCUCAAGUGCUUAAGCAUGCAUCCCUUCAAUUUUUAAUUGCCGCUCCCCACUCCUAAGGCGAACAUCUUACAACACAUGAAUGCUGCGUUUCCCCUAGACAUAUUCCUAAAUCCGCCUUUCGUGUAUUUUAACUGCGAGCGAGUCGGAAAAAUUAACAAAAGUGUAUAGAAACUAUAGAAUUUUGUCAAUUCUCACAUCCUAGGAGCAAUUACAUAAAAUUACUCUCUGUGAAACCUUGUACAGUGGUGUAUAUAGAUAAUAGAUAUGUAUAAAAUAUUUUGAGUAGGUGAUGUUUGUUCAUAUAUCUUGUUUAUUUUUUUAAACUAAUACCAAAACAAUAAACCAACAGAUGUAACCUUAUUUCUUCUGUGAUUUUAUAUCUGAAGAGUUGUUAUGGUUAUUUUUAAAUCGUAGAAGUUCUAUUUAUAUAGAGAAA
Messenger RNA from Acanthoscelides obtectus, 3556 nucleotides. Lineage: Eukaryota; Metazoa; Arthropoda; Insecta; Coleoptera; Chrysomelidae. The record is from the annotation of a GenBank genome assembly.